Mesocestoides corti is the source of this 3420-nucleotide messenger RNA. NCBI's taxonomy places the organism in Eukaryota, Metazoa, Platyhelminthes, Cestoda, Cyclophyllidea, Mesocestoididae. The record is from the annotation of a GenBank genome assembly.
UUCAGCAGGCCGGACAUCGUCUGUAAACUGGUUCAGAUAAUACGCAACGGUCCCUCACCUGAUGAACCUCUGGAAAGCCAAUUUCAUCUGCAACAAAUCGCCACGGAAAUUCUGACAAGCGACGAACUGAGCAUCCAGGACGCGCUAGUGCAGAACCCCGAGGCGUUGGCAUGUCUCUACGCCAUCCUGCGUGACGACGACUCGCGCCUCCUGCCACUCACGGCCGGCUUCCUCCACCGCAUCCUCACGGUCCUCUGCAACCGCAGUUUGAACCUCGACGUGAUCGAAUACUUCGUGUCACAGCCCGACUUCGUCGACAGCCUCGUCAGGCACGUGGGCAUGGCGGCAGUGCCGGACAUUCUCUUCCGCUUCAUCCAAUCCGGUCCGUACUUCAAGUACAUGGCGCUCUGUGAGUGCCUGGACAACCAGGAUCUCGUGCAGAAGUUGCUCGACGUCCUUUUAGAGGGUUCCGACGACGACGAAGACGGUGUCCGAGCCCCAGCCUGCAGCUGCCUCUGCCAACUUCUCGCCGAGUGCCGCCAGUGGAAGUUCAUGCGUCCCCUGGAGGAGACCGAUAGCACCAGCCCGAUCCUUGCUCGUCUUGAAAGUGACGAAGUCCUCAACCGGAUCCUCAAUUUGUUCCUCCAGCCAGCCCCUCCCUCAGAGCCGAUGUCGCCGCUGAAGGCCGCCGUAAUCCCUCUCGCGCUCAUCUUCCUGCGUCACCUGCUCCUGCCCACAUACAGUUUGGAUUUCAGCGUCGGACUGACAUCGGGAAUUGGUCACGAGGACACGCAACGCAAGAAGCAUGCUUUUAACUCCGACGGACACUUUCGUGCUUACGGUGAAAUGGGCGUUGCCUUGAUCGGUACCAAGCACGACGUCUACGUCCAGGUCCCGGGUUUGCCUGGCCAGCGAUCCGAGGGCGAAGUCAUCUUCGGCUGCGUCGAUUCCUCUCGCAACCUCUCCUGCCUCCUGCCUUGUUUAGCUACCUUCAAAUCCCUCCUCCUCACGCCACCGCCACCACCCGCUCCGUCGACUGAGAUCUCGCAGCUGCCAGCACCUCUCGGUCCGGUCCGAAUCCACAUCAUUCGAUUCCUCUGCCACCUCCUUUAUAACUCGCGCGGAAUGGACAGCAUCCGUAUUGUCAGGGAACUCUAUCGGCUCGACUUAUUCAUUGUUAUUAUAGACCUGUUUUUCGCCCACAAAUGGAACUCCCUCCUCCACAGUAGUGUGGAAUUUCUCUUCCGUCUAGUCCUGCGCCGCUCGAUUAGGAAGUUUAAUCUCUCAGACGGCGACUCCACGUUGGUAGACGACACGCUGGUUCACAGCGGUGAUCUGUCCGCGUCGUUUUCCGUCAUCGAGGAGGACAGUAGUACAGACCAAUCGUUCAAGUCCUUGCCGAACAGCAGUGCUGCUGACGAAACGAAGCAAUCCACGUCCUUUCCUAAUCCCUUCGUCGGCGUGAUCCAUCAGAUCGUGGUCAGACAUCGGUUCCUUGAGCGUCUGAUGACCGUCUGGGUAGAGAACGAGAACGGUCGCAGCGAAUCGGGCUUCCGUCGCGCGGGUUACAUGGGUCACCUUCGAACGAUUGCCAACCUCCUCGUGUCGUUCCUGCUCCCCUCGACAGCUGGUUCCGUGGGCGUUUCACCGAACGAAAUUAAGGAAGACAACGACACCGAGGACGGUUUUGAUGUUGACGACGACGACGAUAUUGAGGUCCUGCGAGAUGACGACGACGACGACGGCAGGUUGAACAACUCACCCAACAAGACCUCGUUUCGGUCGGUCGGCGACACGGAGAUGCCUGCCGAUGGCACAGCCAGGCAGUGCGCGGACCGGGCAGCCGAGGUUCGGCUCUGUGUUACACGAGCAUCGAUGCACACUCAAGACACAUUGACGAUUUCUUACACAGAUUUGAGUGCAUCCACGUGGGAAAAUUGGCAGGAAUUUGUCAGGGGCGAUCUCGCACGCGUCAACCAGGCGUCUUUCAUCAACUACGAUAACUUUCCCAACUCCUUGUCCUCCUCGUCCACGUUGUCCGAAAACGAGGUGAACCCUGCCCCCUCCUACGUAUCGCCUGGCUCUACCCUCAUGUCCUCAGUCGAGCGGUCGUACAAUCAGUACAACACGCAGAACCUGGCCGUAUCGUUUCCCGAGGUCUUUGGCUUCUCGGAGGACGAGUUCGACGAAUCUGCUGAUCGCUUCGACGACGAAAUCGAAGGUGCCCUCUCCGAUCUCGCCUUCUCAUUGGCCAUUCAGGAAGACAAUGUGGGUGGCACCCUGCGUGACAACAGCGCCCUAUUUGAGCUGUCGUGCAACGAGGUGGUUAUAGCUCCGGAUGGUGAGGAAGUCGGCAACGAAUCCAUUGGUCUUCCGAUUGUCUGCGUGGAGACCCAAUCAACGCCGCCUGGCCACGUGAACGGAUCGCCCAAGGGUGUUCGAUCGGUCACCCCGAUGCCACAGUCGAAAGCCGAGACCUGCGCGGUUGCUGAGGUUUUCGAGGAGGUCCGCGUGGAAACAGAAAAUGCGGAAAUAAGCGCCGCCGCGGACGCCGAAGAAGACUUCCUUGGCUUUCUGGCUCCUUCAUCGCGACGUCAAACCAACGGUUCCGUGUCGCCACCCCCCUGCACCAACAGCUUUGUUCAUGAGGGCGAUCUGUCGUCCUCAGGUACCGGUCCCACCCUUCCAUUCUUCUCGCCGACCGAUCUGCAACCGCAGCUUGCACUCGCCCCCGGACCGACUCCGAGCAACGGUCGACCUGUGAUCUCCUUGGGUCAGGUCCGUCGUCUCUCCUCUUCCUCCUCCUCCCCCAACGACUCCCCUCCCUCUGUGGAGAACUUAUCUAGCCCCACUUUCGAUCACUGGAGCCCCGUGGAGCCGAAGUUGUCGUCGCCGAUCUCCAAAAUCAGCUCCCCCGACUUACCCGAUGUCGAGAGUCUCGUGUUACCGCGACUCAUCCUCGACGACUCCAAAAUCGGCGUGCGAACAUCGUCCCAACUAACUUCGUCGUUCUCGUCCAUGUUCCUCCGCAACGAGAAGCACGCCGUUGUGGGUGUAGCAGCAGCCCCUCUCCCGCGGCCGAUUCAGCCGACGGUGCGUUCGCAUCGUCUCGCACGCACGCCGCUCUUGAAGCCCAACGGCCACGUGGAAUCGGCCGCUGCCGGUGAGCAACUCGUCAACGGAAGCGCCAAUCCACCGGCGACCUCGAGUAGGCGGAAACGGCUGGUCAACGCCUCCGCUGAUUGGACAAAUGAUGAUGACGCUGUUUCGUGGUCCUCCAACCAAAUUCCCACUACCUCCGACUCCUCCAUCUUGCAUCGGUCUACUUCAGAAGGCGAGGGUCUUUCUUCCCUUAUUCAGGUUCCUAAUCUAGCUCCCUUGGAAGCGGAUUUCAACGGAGAUGAUUCCGCCACCGAGUAA